Laetiporus sulphureus 93-53 is the source of this 478-nucleotide messenger RNA. RefSeq lists its product as uncharacterized. Bases 46 to 303 code for a protein of 85 amino acids. The record is from RefSeq and is a predicted model, not a curated record. Lineage: Eukaryota; Fungi; Basidiomycota; Agaricomycetes; Polyporales; Laetiporaceae. The transcript has 4 exons.
GCUUACCAGCGAGCUUGCGUACAACCAUUGGCCGGAUCGGACAGGAUGUCGCGUAGACAAGUGGCACCUCUCCUCGUAGCUGGCUUGACAGGCAUCCUUUCAGGCAUAUACAUCUUCAAACCGCUCCUCGAGUCGGAAGCCAAGUCGCUUGACGCUCAAAGCUCGAUUGGAAUCAAGAACGAUAGAAGCACCGAAAAAAAUGCUCCGGAUUUGACAGUUUCUGAGCCGCAAACUCACGCAGCGAUCACUUCUGCUAAAGGUCGUUCUGCUAGUUCAGAUGGGGCCAAUCGAGUAGCGGACUAGAGUGAAGUACGGAAAGGCAUAUCAGAGCCCACGUUGUGUAUAUACAUGCUGCUCCUUCGCUACUGAUCGAUAUCCAUUUUCGAUCCAUUACCUUCGACAGGUUGACUUGGUUUUGGCUCGACCCGGCACUCCCAAAUCUGCCAGGAUAGGCAUCAGCAACACUGUUGAUCAGGCA